Molecule: messenger RNA, 436 nt
Organism: Drosophila kikkawai
Lineage: Eukaryota; Metazoa; Arthropoda; Insecta; Diptera; Drosophilidae
Product: short spindle 7
Source: RefSeq, a predicted model, not a curated record
AUAUAGUCCGGCGGCUGCUGGUCGAUCAUCAGAUCGGUUUUCCUCUCUCCAGAGACCAGAUGGAGUCGGUUACGUUUGUGCUAUGCCUCCUGGUGUUGGGCGCCCACGCGCUGCUGGUGUUUGGCGUGGAAUGCAAUAUUGACGGUCACAAGUUAAAUGGUGGAGAGAAGUACACACCGAAAGGUACCUGUAUGGAGUACGAGUGUCAUGGCAAUGGGGCCGUUUCGCUCGUUGAGUGUCCCAUGGAGCUUUCCAUCAAGGCCUGCAAGGAGGUGGAGGAGGACUUGUCCAAGCCAUAUCCCUCCUGCUGUUCCUAUUUCGAGGAUUGCUGAAAUACUGGAAACUAAAUCCUCGCUACCAUGGAAAAAGCUUUGAUUUUCCUCGAUAAGUUUACAAAGUGGAAAAGUGAAAAAACGUUGACUUACAAAAACCAAAA